AUGAAGAUUUGGUUGCUGCUGGGUCUUCUGCUGAUGCAUGAAGCCCUAGAGGAUGUUACUGGCCAACAUCCUGCCAAGAACAAGCGUCCAAAGGAGCCCGGAGAGAACCGAAUCAAGCCUACCAACAAAAAGGUGAAGCCCAAAAUUCCUAAGAUAAAGGACAGGGACUCUGCUGAUCCAACGCCAAAGACACAGUCUAUAAUGACGCAAAUGAUGGAUAAAGGUCGCUUCCAGAAACCUGCUGCUACCCUGAGCCUGACAGCAGGGCAAACUCUGGAGCUUCGAUGUAAAGGGAAUAAAAUCGGAUGGAGCUAUCCUGCAUACCUCGACACCUUUAAGGACACCCGCCUCAGUGUGAAGCAGCACGAACGCUACGGCCAGCUGACCCUGGUCAACUCCACCGCAGCCGACACGGGCGAGUUCAGCUGCUGGGGACAGCUCUGCGCCGGCUACGUCUGCAGGAGGGACGAGGCCAAGACAGGCUCCACCUACAUCUUCUUCACAGAGAAAGGCGAACUCUUCGUACCUUCGCCCAGUCACUUUGAUGUCGUCUACCUGAACCCGGACAGGCAGGCUGUGGUUCCUUGCCGAGUGACCGUCCUGUCGGCCAAGGUCACUCUCCACAGGGAGUUCCCGGCCAAGGAGAUCCCGGCCAACGGAACGGACAUCGUUUACGACCUGAAGAGAGGCUUUGUGUAUCUGCAGCCUCACUCCGGCCACCAGGGGGUGGUCUACUGCAAGGCGGAGGCGGGGGGCAAGUCUCAGAUCUCCGUCAAGUACCAGCUGCUCUACGCGCAGGUUCCCAGUGGCCCUCCGUCAACGACCAUCUUGGCCUCUGCGAACAAAGUGCAGGGGGGAGAUGAUGUGAGUGUCCUCUGCACAGUCCUGGGGGAGCCAGAUGUGGAGGUGGAAUUCAAGUGGACCUACCCAGGGCAGAAGGAUGAAAGGCCCGUGACGAUUCAGGACUCCUGGCGGCUGAUCCAUAGAGGACUUGGGCACACCACACGGAUCUCCCAGAGUGUCCUGAGCAUUGAAGACUUUGAGACCAUUGACGCAGGUUAUUACAUUUGCACUGCUCAGAAUCUCCAGGGACAGACCACAGUAGCCACCACUGUGGAGUCUUCCUGA
This is a messenger RNA of Rangifer tarandus platyrhynchus (Svalbard reindeer), 1128 nucleotides long. Lineage: Eukaryota; Metazoa; Chordata; Mammalia; Artiodactyla; Cervidae. The record is from the annotation of a GenBank genome assembly.